AUGGACAUCAAGGCAGAAAGAGCUGCUUUGCAUGGACCAGCCCAGGACAGCCAGGGCUUCCUGCUCUCUGUGCCCCUAGUGUGCGGUGAGAGACCUGCUUUCGAGGAAAAAGUUCAGUAUUCCCGCAUCAUAGAUGGGCUGGAGGCCGAGGUGGGUGAGUUUCCGUGGCAGGUGAGCAUUCAGGCAAGAAAUGAACCCUUCUGUGGUGGCGCAAUUCUCAACCAGUGGUGGAUCCUCACCGCCGCGCACUGCUUGUCCCAGGAUUUCAUCUCACCCGAGGAACUGAACGUCGUGGUGGGGACCAACGACUUAACCAGCUCACACGUGGAAACAAAGGCAGUGGCCAGCAUAAUUAUUAACAAGGACUUUAAGAAAACCAACAUGGACAACGACAUUGCCUUGCUACUGCUGGUCACGCCUAUCACGUUCAGUGACCUGAAGGUGCCCAUCUGCCUGCCCACGGAGCACAGCCCCUCCAAGUGGCAUGAGUGCUGGGUGGCAGGAUGGGGCCAGACCGAGCCUGGUAACACAAACUCCAAGACCAUGGAGCUGCUGAAAGUGCCGAUGAUCAUCACGGACUGGGAGAUGUGUCUAAAGGACUUUUCAAAACUUACCAAAAAUAUGCUCUGUGCUGGGUACAAGAAUGAGAGAUACGAUGCCUGCCAGGGUGACAGUGGGGGCCCUCUGGUCUGCACCCCGGAGCGUGGUGGGAAAUGGUACCAGGUCGGCAUUAUCAGCUGGGGCAGGAGCUGUGGCAAGAAGAAUACCUCGGGUAUAUACACGGCACUGGCCAACUACCACCAGUGGAUCCUAAAGGUGACCCAGGUGGAGGGAAGGCCCUUCCACCCUGAGGAGAUGACGGGCCUCUCCAAGCUGAAAGGAGCUGGCUCCCAAGCCUCGGGACCCCCAGAGCCCUGCAGCCUCCGACUCUGGUUCCUUCUCUACCUCUCGUCCUGUGUGUUGUUCAGAGCUAUUUUCUACUGA
Molecule: messenger RNA, 984 nt
Organism: Otolemur garnettii (small-eared galago)
Lineage: Eukaryota; Metazoa; Chordata; Mammalia; Primates; Galagidae
Gene: PRSS55
Product: protease, serine 55
Exons: 6
Coding region: 1-984 (327 amino acids)
Biological process (GO): proteolysis
Molecular function (GO): serine-type endopeptidase activity
Source: RefSeq, a predicted model, not a curated record